AUGGGUUACUACUGCUCUAACUACUACGGCUCCAUCCACUGCCACAACACUGUCUCCCGAUUCGGCGAUAGGUGUCAUCUCUGCGCAGUAUGUUCUCUCACUCACCACUCACUCACAGCUCAAAAAAUACUCAUCAGCGACCAGGCAUCAAAACGCGGCGCCGCCAUCAAGGAAGGACUCCUCUCUGAAGCUGAGCGCUGGGGAUCGGCUACCCCCCGGUCGACCCAUGGCGAUCGACGGGUCGAGCGGGCCAGUCGUCCGGCCCGGGACUCGCGGGUGAAGAACUGA
Colletotrichum gloeosporioides is the source of this 288-nucleotide messenger RNA. RefSeq lists its product as uncharacterized. NCBI's taxonomy places the organism in Eukaryota, Fungi, Ascomycota, Sordariomycetes, Glomerellales, Glomerellaceae. The record is from RefSeq and is a predicted model, not a curated record. The transcript is spliced from 2 exons. Bases 1 to 288 code for a protein of 95 amino acids.